This is a messenger RNA of Oncorhynchus mykiss (rainbow trout), 7351 nucleotides long. The record is from RefSeq and is a predicted model, not a curated record. Lineage: Eukaryota; Metazoa; Chordata; Actinopteri; Salmoniformes; Salmonidae.
CAGUCACGAACGGUACGCCUCUGCGCGUUCACGAUGUCCUCGGAUUCUCUCCUGGAAGUGGUGGUUCGAAUGUUUUAGUGCGAGCCUCCAGUUUGAUAGUAAAGUUUACCUAUAAAACUGCCCUUCAACUGGCUGCAAAAGGAAUUUCAGUCAAUGUUUUCUCAUUGUGAAGUACCAUCACAUUUUUUGAGGCAGUUUAGCUUUACUUAAACACGAUAACAGCUGUUUGAACAUUGCCAACGAGCCAUCUCCAGCGGGAGUUUUUGAACACACGGACAGCGAGAUUGAGGCGAUAUUUUUUUUAAUGGGACGUAACGUUGUUGUUCAGGAAACAUUUACCUAACUAGCUUAACGUUAGCUAUAUAAAAUAUCUAGCGUCUUUGGUUUGUUUUAUAAUGCGGUGUUUUGGUUCCGAGGGAUCAAGCUGUGUUUCUGCAGCUGGCGUGGAAGACACCAGGAGGAGGAAACUGUGGUGAAAGCGAGAGUGAUAACCCGAAAAACAUCUCAUCAAACACACCGGAGUGUAGCCUACCUACCUGGCUGACAUGAAAAUUAACCACGGAAAAGCGUCCUCCAUUCACUAUUUAAGCUACUCCUGCAGUGAGCCAGUAUCAUGGAGGCAGCAUUGGGGAGUGCAGCUCUAGGACUGCUCGGAGCCACGGCAGCAGCCAGCCAUGACAUCUCUGACAGGGGCCUGAGGCCAGGGCGUCACCCAGAGGAGGAUGACAUAGUGCCUGAGCUGACCCGCCUAGUCUACCCCCGAGAGAGACCUGACUGGGAUGAGACCAUCAGCGCCAUGGCGCGGAGUGCCGAGGUCCCCGAGCUGAGCGCCGAGCCCCUCUUGCGCUCCUGCAGCAGCACGGCCAGCAUGAAGGUCAAGAACGUCAAGAAACUGUCCUUCACCAAAGGCCACUUCCCCAUGCUGGCUGAGUGCGCCCACUUCCACUACGAGAAUGUGGACUUUGGCACAAUCCAGUUGUCCCUCGUGGAUGAACAGAGUGAAGUGACACGGAAUGGCUUUGAGUCCAAGGAGCUGCAGUAUUUGGUCCAGAUCUACUGCCAGAGCCGAAGCUGGAUUGUGAAGCGCAGCUAUGAGGAUUUCCGUGUCCUGGACAAGCACCUGCACCUUUGCAUCUAUGACCGCCGCUUCUCGCAGCUGCCUGAGCUGCCUCGAUUCGACAGUCUGAGGGAUCGUGCCGAGGCAGUUUCCCAGAUGCUGAUGGCUUACCUCUCCCGCUUCUCAGCGAUCGCUGACAACAAGAUCAACUGUGGGCCCGCCCUCACGUGGAUGGAGGUUGAUAACAAGGGCAACCACUUACUGGUCCACGAGGAGUCCUCCAUCAAUGUACCCGCCAUUGCCGCCGCCCAUGUCAUCAAACGCUACAUCGCGCAGGCCGCCGACGAGCUCUCCUUCGAGGUUGGGGACAUUGUGUCAGUGAUUGACAUGCCCCCCAAAGAGGACACCACAUGGUGGAGGGGCAAGCACGGCUUUCAGGUUGGCUUCUUUCCCAGUGAGUGUGUGGAGCUGAUAAACGACAAGGUGCCGCAGUCCGUCACCAACUCGGUGCCAAAACCAGUGUCUAAGAAGCACGGGAAGCUGAUCACGUUCCUGCGCACCUUCAUGAAGUCCAGACCCACCAAGCAGAAGCUGAAGCAGCGGGGCAUCCUCCGGGAGAGGGUGUUUGGCUGUGACCUUGGGGAGCACCUCCUCAACUCGGGCCACGAUGUUCCCCAGGUACUCAAGAGCUGCACAGAGUUCAUUGAGAAGCAUGGCGUGGUGGACGGCAUGUACCGCCUCUCUGGAAUCGCCUCCAACAUCCAGAAACUACGGCAUGAGUUUGACUCAGAGCAGAUCCCCGACCUGACUAAAGACGUGUACAUCCAGGACAUCCACUGUGUAGGCUCCCUGUGCAAGCUCUACUUUCGUGAGCUGCCCAACCCCCUGCUCACCUAUCAGCUCUACGAGAAAUUCUCUGAGGCCGUCUCCGCAGCUACAGAUGAGGAGCGGCUCAUCAAAAUACAUGAUGUCAUCCAGCAGCUGCCGCCGCCGCAUUACAGGACUUUGGAGUUCCUCAUGAGGCACCUGUCCCAUCUGGCCACCUUCAGUUAUGUUACCAACAUGCACAGCAAGAACCUGGCCAUCGUCUGGGCCCCCAACCUACUGAGGUCCAAGCAGAUAGAGUCAGCCUGCUUCAGCGGCACGGCAGCCUUCAUGGAGGUCCGCAUCCAGUCAGUGGUGGUGGAGUUCAUACUGAACCACGUAGACGUCCUCUUCAACCCCAAGCUCAGCUCGCUCAUACGGGAGGGAGCAGGACACAACUCGUUGUCACGGCCCAAGUCCCUGCUGGUGUCAUCCCCCUCUACCAAGCUGCUGACCCUGGAGGAGGCCCAGGCCCGGACCCAGGCCCAGAUCAACUCCCCCGUCACAGCCGACAGCAAGUACAUUGAGGUGGGGGAGGGCCCUGCAGCCCUGCAGGGCAAGUUCCACACCAUCAUCGAGUUCCCUACUGAGAGAAAGAGGCCCCCAAUCAAGUCCAAGAAGUCUCCGGUGGGCAGCUGGCGCUCCUUCUUCAACCUGGGCAAGUCCUCGUCCAUGUCCAAGCGCAAGCUGCACCGCAACCCCAGCGAACCCAACGAACUCCAGGCCAUGGCAGGAGGCAGAGGGGACACUGGGACGCUCCGAUCGGCCAAAAGCGAGGAGUCACUCACCUCACACAACGUUGAAGGAGAGUCGAAGGUGUACCGUCCGCGGCGGCCCCGCUCCAGCAGCGAUGCCCUCUCGGCCUCCUUCAAUGGGGACCUGCUGGACAGCCACACCUGGCAGCACUGCAACUUCUACGACAACCUGACCCAGGACCACAGUGGGGGCCCCACCCACGACAGAGGGGACAGCAAUGGGGACGAGGGGCCCAUCUGCGUGCCCGCCCUCAUUUCGCCUCCGUGUUUGGCCAACGAAGACGUGGACCUUAGCCUCCCCGACAUCGGCAUGGCCUCGUUGGACUUUGACCCCAUGUCGUUCCAGUGCAGCCUGCAUGAUGGCUCUUUCUCCUUCCCCCUCGGGCUGAGUGAUGUAGCCAUGGGCGCGGCGGGUGAGAGCACCAGUCUAAAGAGGAGCCAAGGAACCAUUGACAAUGGCUCGGUGCCUGUCUCACCCUCCUUCCCGGGGACGUUCACCUUCCCCUUCCUGUCACCCGACCUCAGCCCGGCCACGAGAAAGAAAGCUGAGAGCAAGAAGCUGACCUGCUCCGUGUCUUUCCCAGACAAACCGUUACAGGUUGUUUCCCCUAUAAAGUUUAAGGCGACCAUUCUAGCCAUUUCAGAGCCAUUUGCCAUGGCGUUUCCCAGUAGGCUUACAGAAAACUAUGUUGUUCCCCAGUCCCCCCCCCCCUCCUCGGGACAGCCCGGGGAUUCUCCUCCAUUAAUGGGCUCAGUGCUGCUGAGGACAGGGGAGCCGUCGCUGAGUGACGCCUUCCAGAUGGAGCUGCACUGUAAACUCUCCACCUUCGACAAUGACAUCAACACUGAGAGCCAAGUUUCAACAGAAGAGAGCACUGCCCAGCAACCUUCAGCAACCAGUAGCCAGGAACAGCCAGGAGCCGUAGCUAGCCUGGACUCUCCAAAGGGUACCCCUAGCCCUCUCAGCUCCCCCUCCGUGUCCCCUCUUCCUCCCUUGUCCCCUCAGAAGAACUCUGCCCACAUGCUGGCCCUGGCAGAGUCCGCCCAACAGUAUUCCAUCCUGACCCAGAGGUCCUCCCAGACCCAGUCCCCCAUCAGGCCCAAGGUGCCCUCACACUCCCUUGACUGGACCCCUCCCACAGCCCCACUCCCCCAGACUUCCCUCAAGAAGGGACCCAGAACAGGAGCAGCCCAGAACCCAACCCUAAGCACCACCACCCCAAACAUCGCCCCUUCUUCCUCUCUCCCUCCCACCACCCCUACUGACAAACAGCCAAGCCAGUCAGCCAGCCAUCAGUCAAUCAGUACGUCCGCCAGUGCUAAGUCCCCCUCCACUCCUCCCAGAGCCAGACAGGAUAUAGAUUUCACCCCACCAGCAUCCCCCCACCACCCGUGUAUCACCACUCCCUCCAGACCUCCUGCCCAUGUGUCCCCCACUCGGAGGAGUUCAGAGAGGCAGCAGCCCGCCAUGGGCCAGGUAGCGGUCAGCAGCACUGGAUCCUCCACCACCACUCCCAGCAGCAAGGAGAUGGGUGUCCUGCCACAGCCUGCUCCUGAGGUCCAUGUAAAUGAUAGCGUCUGGUCGCCAACUCUUCUGAAACCUUUGGAGCAGCCAGUGGCAGUUCUGCAGCCUCAGCCUCCGCCUAAAUCACAGCCUCAUAUACAGUCCCAUCCUCACCCACAGGCCCAGUCACAGCCCCAUCCCCAGCCUAACACCAGAGUGGUCCCCACCCCAGCCGAGCAAGUGGAGAGACCAUGGGAGGCCAUAAAGCCAGUAGAGCCCCGCAUGGAGCCUGCGACCCGCCAUCAUGCCCAUGGGCCAACACCGCCAACGCCUCCCGUCCGCUCCAUCGAGAGCAAACUGGCAACCGCUGUGCUCAGCCACACAGAGGCUGGCAACCCUGCCAUCUUCCACAACAUCCUGGCAGAGGCCUCCACUCCUGAAGAGGCCCUCACCCAUCCUCCCCCUCCCACGCUAAAGUCUUCCACCCACCAGUCAGCCUACCUCUACCACACCAAGGGAGAAGCUGCCUUACUGGAGCCUCCUAAGGAGGCCUACUACCACCAACGGGCCAUUCCCGUGGGGAAACCUUCAUACCACUACCGGCCAGACAGUGUUCCGUCACACCUCUCCUACGUGUCCAAGUCAGAGCCUCAGAUACCUUACAGUACCCGCACGGACCACCGCUACAACACCCAUGCUCACUCCAGGUCCUACCACCAGUCUAUGAAGCACCGCGGGCCCCCCAGGAGGGGUGAGUACAUCUCCCCCAGCCCGGGCUAUGGUCCCAUGGAGGGAGCCCCAGUCUACCCCGCCAUCCGCAGGGUGCACUCGCUACACGUGCCCUCAACCAUUCGUUCAGUGCCCAUCCAGCGGACCGAGGUUCCUCCGGACGACGAGCUCUUGUACUUCCAGCGGCCCUUCUACCAGUGCAAGGCCUAUCAGCAGCAGCCGCAACAGUUCUCUCAGGCCGACUACCACGUCACCCAGCUCCAGCCUUACUUUGAGAAUGGCCGGGUGCAGUACCGUUACGGCCCCUAUUCGCCUGGCGCCAACCCGCUGGACGCCCCUUACUACGAUGUGGACCCCUAUGGGACCAUCCGGCUGCGGCACUUACACUCGUUCAGCAGCCGGGACCUGGGGCCCACCCUCAGCCGGUCGGGGGGCAAGGCGGGUGGCUACCACUACCUGUCCCGCCCCGUCCUUCCACCUGGAAAGGAGCAAAGCUUGUUCAGCAGAGAUGUGCCCCCGGGCCACGGCUCCAAGGGAGCCGCCUUCUACUUUGCUUGCGACCCCGAGGAGUCGGAAAGGCUCCGGAUGCAUUCCAUCCGCAGGGAGAGCCGGGCAAGGCAUAAGGUCAGGGGUCCUGUCAUGUCUCAGUAUGACAACUUAGGCCUGUUCAUGCCUGGCGACCUGGGAGGGUACGAAACCCUACACCUGCGCAGUAAGUCAGACCCCAGCAAAUCCGUGCUGAUGUCUGCCGAGAGUAAAGAUGGGUGUUACGGCGUACCACCAGGCUCCCAGCACGCUCCCCGACACUUGGUGUCAGACCCUGACGUCCUCAUGUACAUGGAGACAGAGAACCACUGUCAGGGUACCGCCACUGGGGACAAACAAAGCAGCUCCAGGACCUGCCAGGCCUCCCACUCGCACCAAGUCCAACACCCACCCCGCAACCAGUCCCAUCAGCAGGACCCCAGUCGACACGACCCAGGGGACGGAGCUCGGAGCUUCCAACCUCGCUACCAACUGUCCAAUCCAGACCGGCAUCCGAACAGGGCCAAAACACCCGUUGGUUACCAGGACAAAGAUGACCAGCAACAACAGUCGGCCCCCGUCAAAGCGCAGGCCCCUCCCAAGCCUGAGCGGUCCCAAUGCGUCCGAGAGCAGCAGCAGCACUACAGCCAAGCUGCCAUGCCCAAGUCAGACAGAGAAUACUCAUACCAGCCCCACGGGGGGCUGCAGAGACACAGCACCAUGACGGUGCAGUCCCACUACGACAACAUGGAUGACUACCACCCAGCAGCAUUACCUCAGCCACAGGCCCCCAUGCAAAACCCCUGUGGGGGCUCCUCGGGCUCUUUCCCCACCAACCCUGGCUUCACGGCCAGCCACAGCAACAGAGCGUACUCCACUGCCUUGGGCCAGGGUGCCUUCAUCCCAGCUGAACUGGCACUGCAGAGGCCCGAGACAGAAAUACAUGCAGAAUGAAGAAGAGACUUGAGAAAAAUGUGUCAAACAAACUUUUGCCUGGGUUUUAGGAAGCAAAUAAGGGACUCAACUCGAGAUUCAAAGUUCCACAGCCUCUGCAGGACAGUGGACUGUUGUUGGACCGUUUCACAUUAUUUUUCUUCCCUGUAUUUUUUAUGAAUUAUAAAAAUCUAAUUAUAAGAUACUUUUUACAGAAUGUACUGAAUUAACCAUAAUUUCUUCAAUUGUUCUAAGAAGCCACGUGGUCAUGACUCAUUGAAAUGGUGGCAGAUCAUAUAAAUGUUUAUGAUAUUAUAAACAAAAGGUAUGUGAAACCAGAAUUGCAAAAAAAUGUAAAUGUGUAAAAAUAGAUUUUUUUUGUUUGAUUUCCAGCAUAACAGGGAUGAAGGUUUGCAUUUUAGAAAUGCAUGUACUCUUCAAUCACUUACAGAACAGUUCUAUGUACCACUGUAUCCAUUGUACUUUCUGGAUGUAACAGUACAAGUUGUUGUGGGAGAAAAUCUGUUUAAAUCAUCGUCUCUGUGUACACAUGGCGGUGCAAUAUGUUUCAGUCUUCAAACAUCUCUGAAUUGGGGUCGGGCCCAAGAGUACUAGAACUACACAGGGUACUUUCACCUAGUACAGUAGGGUUAUGUUCAUAUUUUAUUUGCUCUGUGACUGUGCCAUUCAUAGAUUGUAUGUAUUUUUGCUAUAAAGCAGAGUGAAUUUAAAUAUAAUGGAAUUUUUUGGUACAGAGGCUUGUUCUUCAUUGUAAGAGGGACAAAACAUUUUGGCAGUCUUUUUGAUCGUGAAAGCAUUCCUGCUCAUGUAUGGGCUAACGACUGGUUAUGAGAAUGACAAUGUUACCUUGGGAGCUGUAAAAUAAUAAUUAUUUUACAAUGUGUUUUGUUUUGUAGUCUUGUUUUUUUCUGUAAAUUGCAAAGAACUUCAAUGGACUAACUUAAUAAAGUUAUGAAAAAUGUA